AAAGUUAUUCGCCGAUAUUGAUCAAUAAAUUCAUUUAUCAAUUGGACAAAACGUUCGAAGGAUCUCAAAAAGGGUAUACAAGAAUGAAGACUUGCGUAUUCAUGUUGGUGCUUGGACUUGCAGUAUUAGAGGGAGUUCUUUCAUAUACGACUUAUCCACGUAAACCUGUUCGAGUCGGAAGUGUCGGUGACCACAGGUCAUUAGGGGGACGUCAUGGAGGAGGCGGAUGGUCGGGAGGGAGUCGCGGUCACGGCGGCGGUGGCGGCUUCGGGGGAAUUGGUGGCGGUGGCGGCUUCGGGGGAAUUGGAAGUCGCGGCCCAUUCGUCGUCGCCAAGCAUCUCCACCGGCGGAGCGCUGCCAUGCCUCAGCCUGGCCGGGUGAUUGCUCUCGAUCCAGAGGACCGUAGAGGCGGUGGACCCGCCGGAAGGAUGCGGCCCGGGCCCCAAUACAACACAGCCUGUCUUCGGUGCUGGGGAUUGGGAGGCGGGUUCGGUGGUGGGCUCGGCGGGGGCGUGGUCAGCAAAAGGAGCGUCGGCAUCGUUCCACGAAGCCGCCGACCUGGCGGAAUUCAUGCCCGGGACUUCGUGACUGGCGGCAGCACCUUUCGUAGUUUAUGGUGUCGGCUAUGUCUUACGCAGGGAAGAGAGCCCGAUGAUGAGUUGAUGCUCCUAAUAGACUAAUUCCUGAUCCCGUUCCUGGUGUGCUGAAAGACUUACCGGUGUAGAAGUUUGAAUGGUCCCCGGAUAGAAUGUCCGGGAAACAAAAUGAUUCUCUUUUGCUCUUACCUCUCUAAGCUAUUGAAGCCAUGGCCUCUAUAGAACCAUUCACUUUAAUCCGUCAGCAUACAAUAGGGUCGGACAAUUUUUCCAGUGGGAGGACAUUUUUACACCGGUUGUGAAUUAGACAUUCGCACGGACGUAACUGAACUCAUGUGUGCAUAAAGACUCAUCUGGUGUGAUUUUUUUUCUCUCGCAUCUGAAAGACGGAAUCAUCACUGACCAAUCACUGCCAAAUGAAUUUUGAAAGAACUUAAAGACACAUAUCGUUGUGUUCCCUCUGGAAUCCUAGCUUGAAGGGUAUAAUAUGGACAUUUAGAGUUUUGACAUGUAGAAUUAGAACGUAACCACAUUUUCAGGUUUUGAAAUAAAAUCGUGAUUCAUUCCAAAAAAAUGUUGAUUGGAUUUUCAUUUGUAUUGUCAAAAGGACUACAGAGCAGAUGUACGUGUACUAUAGUUCGCCUCACCAUCAGUAGGGGUCCAAGAUUCUUCUUGUGUGAAGUAUAAUAAUGCCUACGAGGGCUGUAUACACUAUAAUGGCAAAAAUAUACAGCAGGUUACAUGGGCUACAUGUUUAUGCUGGAACCGCCUGUCGGUGAUGUCACAACCAUCACAACCGUACAAAACGGCAACGAAAUAAGCGUCUAAUGUAACGACGUGGUCGUCA
Lineus longissimus is the source of this 1443-nucleotide messenger RNA. RefSeq lists its product as uncharacterized. The coding region runs from base 84 to 680 and encodes 198 amino acids. The transcript is spliced from 3 exons. The record is from RefSeq and is a predicted model, not a curated record. Lineage: Eukaryota; Metazoa; Nemertea; Pilidiophora; Heteronemertea; Lineidae.